CACCGGGGGGAUAUAGUGGCGGGGAGGAUGGUACGCAAUCGUGACAUCAACUCGAGACGGCUGCAAGUUGCAACGGCGCGGUACUACACGGUUCGCAAACAAUAGUUGGACGGACGAGAACGGCGGCCCAGGCCCAGAGCUCACCGUUUCCGCGUCCCCCUUGUUCCAUUCGUGUACUAGCGCGCGUUCCCGACGGUCCUGCGUAGUGUUCCGCAGUUCUUCUUGCACUUCUCUAAUUCGAGUACUUUUCCGGUCCGCCGUCGUCCACGGUUCCCCGAGUUGGUCGCCCCGUUCCAUCCGUCCGCUGAUCGACGGCCGCAGCAACGCGACACCGAUAAUCAGAAAUGGCCGAUCAAAAACCAUCCGAGAGUUCUGAGUUUAACAAGCCCAAGGAUCCCAAAGAUGUUGAAAAAGCCCAAGAAGAGUGUAUGAAAAAACAAUAUCAAAUGAAGUCGAAUUGGCCUCCAGUUAGCGGUCAUUCUGCCCUUCUCCAAAAACGUUUAGCUAAAGGGCAAAAAUUUUUUGAUUCCGGUGAUUAUCAAAUGGCCAGGCAAGCAGGAAACGGUAGCAACUUUUCAAGUAAUCGCCCUGUACAACAAGUUUUGGGUUUUGGUACAGGAGAUACCAUACCAACCCCAGAAACUGUGCCAGCUCGCAAGACUUCAAUUAUUCAGCCUAAGUUUAACCCAACUUCCACUUCAUCAUCUACAACGUGAUUUUUGUGCUAAAAUCAAUUUUUUUCAUUUUCAUUUAUUUUAUCUAUUUUUUAUUCAGGAACUUAGUUUAAUCAAAUGUUAUUCAUUUUAAUUUUGUUAAUAUUAUAUGGCUCAUGAAGUUAACGAUGUGGCUAUUUAAUUUUUUAAGCUAUUUGAUAAAA
This is a messenger RNA of Sipha flava (yellow sugarcane aphid), 877 nucleotides long. It is a transcript of the gene endos, whose product is annotated as cAMP-regulated phosphoprotein 19. Bases 345 to 716 code for a protein of 123 amino acids. The transcript has 4 exons. NCBI's taxonomy places the organism in Eukaryota, Metazoa, Arthropoda, Insecta, Hemiptera, Aphididae. Gene Ontology annotation, cellular component: cytoplasm. Gene Ontology annotation, molecular function: protein phosphatase inhibitor activity. The record is from RefSeq and is a predicted model, not a curated record.